GAGGGCCGGGUCUGGGGAGGCCAGGGUUGCCCGGCGGACCGCGGGAACGCGCUCCCGGGGGUGGGGACGCGAGCUCACGACUGCUCAAUGACAAAUCCAGUCGGAACAGCUGGGGUCCGGCCCCGGGACGGGGCGGGGCGCGCGUGAGAGCGGCGAGUCUGUUUGUGCGCACGGCCAGAGCCGCGGUGGGACGGGUCCCCCAGCUCUCAUCUGGGCCGUCUGUCCGUGUGUCAUCUCCUCAGAGCAGCAGGAUGGCUGCCAACAAGGGCAAGAGCCAGGGCUCCCUGGCACUUCACAAGGUCAUCAUGGUUGGCAGUGGAGGGGUGGGCAAGUCAGCGCUGACGCUUCAGUUCAUGUAUGACGAGUUUGUAGAAGACUAUGAACCCACCAAAGCUGACAGUUACAGAAAGAAGGUGGUCCUUGAUGGGGAAGAGGUCCAGGUAGACAUUCUGGACACAGCCGGCCAGGAGGACUAUGCGGCCAUCCGAGACAAUUACUUCCGAAGUGGGGAGGGCUUCCUGCUUGUGUUCUCCAUCACAGAGCACGAGUCCUUCACUGCCACAGCUGAGUUCAGGGAACAGAUCCUCCGAGUUAAGGCCGAGGAAGAUAAAAUCCCACUAUUGGUCGUGGGCAACAAGUCCGACCUGGAAGAGCGGAGGCAGGUGCCCGUGGACGAGGCCCGGGGCAAAGCGGAAGAGUGGGGUGUACAGUACGUGGAGACCUCAGCGAAGACCCGUGCCAAUGUGGAUAAGGUGUUCUUUGAUCUGAUGAGGGAAAUCCGAGCAAAGAAGAUGUCAGAAAACAAGGACAAGAACGGCAGGAAGAGCAGCAAGAGCAAGAAGAGUCUCAGAGAGCGAUGCUGCUUGCUGUGAGGCCAGAGGUGGCUCGGGCCUGGCUUUGCUCUCCCCAGCCGCGUUCACCGUCACUUCUCUAAAUGGGACAGAUGUCUGUGUGUCAGUGGCUGGCAGAGAAGUCGCCUUUGUGUGGUAGAUCUGCUAACUUCGGCAGGAGCUCUGAGAGUCUGCCCUCUCCCUCCUUCCCUCCCUCCCUCCCUGAACCAUGACAGCCACCAGCUCUGGGGGCCUGGAGAUCCCAGACAGCUGAAUUGGGAUGCCAAGAGAAAGUAUUGUCACUGUAUCUCAUUCUCCCUAGUUUUAGGACGCGGCCAUCUUUUGUUCGGAAAUUAAAAUGCCUCAUUUUAGCUGGGCGUGGUGGAACACGCCUUGUAGUAAGGCAGGGUAAGGCAGGGAGGGUAGCCUGAGUUCAAGGCCAGCCUGGGCUACCUAGCAAGAACCUGUCUCUAAAAGAAAAAAAUUAAUGUCUUAUUUUCUUAGAUGUUAGAAAAGGGUCUCUGGUAAGACUCCUUGUCAGUUCUUAAUCAGUUUAGAAGUACACAGAAAAAUCUAAGCUCUGGUAAUACUGAAAAAACAAAAGGAUUCUUUUCUUUCUUUUUUCUUUUUCUUUUUUUCUUGUUUUUUGUUUUUUGUAAAGAUAAACCUUGGUGGCUUGGAAGAUGAACGUCACUUGGGCCAAAUAGGCUGAAUCAAGCUUCCUGGCUUUUGAAGGGAAAGUGGGGUGUUGUUCUCUUCGUAUUUAAAUGCCAGCCAGGUGCUGGCCAUGGGCUUUCUCUCCUCAGCAUCCUGUGUAGUGAGGGAACUUUUUUUGGGGGGGGACAUAGGCCUGUACUCCUAGCAGGCUUGCUUUUUCUGACUGGGCCAUUUUCUUAUCUUCCGUUCCCCUCCCACACCAGCCUUAUCCCUGGGUUCCUCUCCUCCACCAGCAGAGAACAGGCGGUCCUAUUCUUUUUCUUUCUUCUGAAAAAUGUGACCAGUUCGAAUUAUGUCCCAGAACAUAAAGCGAGUGCCAGCCCUGGCCUGUCUGCUCCCUCUCUGGACUCCGGGUAACUCCCAAUUUACAAGCAGCGGAGGGAAGGCCCAGAGGGCCGUCCUCUGCAGCUCCCGGCAGCUGGUUCCGGUUCCGAUGGCGCUGAGAUGAGCCAGGUCCUACAGGCUGAGCCCACUCUCUGGUCAUGGGGAAGGGGAUGCUGGACAGCAGGCUGCCACGGAGCACACGCGCUCCUCCUGUUUCUCAGAAGUGAACAUUUCCUGUUGAGGUGCGGAACGUGAAUCUGGGUGGGGAGAGCAGGAACCCUUCACUUGGGUGGUUUUCGGAGGUUGUGGGAACAAAGGUCUGAUCCCUGGAAACCGAUCUUGUGUCACUCCCAAAGAAUCAUGGGCUUUUUUAAAUUAAAAAAAAAAAAAAUGCAAAGUA
Messenger RNA from Onychomys torridus (southern grasshopper mouse), 2271 nucleotides. RefSeq names its product RAS like proto-oncogene B (gene Ralb). Gene Ontology annotation, cellular component: plasma membrane. The transcript has 5 exons. Gene Ontology annotation, molecular function: GDP binding; GTP binding; GTPase activity. The record is from RefSeq and is a predicted model, not a curated record. Gene Ontology annotation, biological process: Ras protein signal transduction. NCBI's taxonomy places the organism in Eukaryota, Metazoa, Chordata, Mammalia, Rodentia, Cricetidae. Bases 252 to 872 code for a protein of 206 amino acids.